This is a messenger RNA of Rosa rugosa (rugosa rose), 1666 nucleotides long. RefSeq lists its product as uncharacterized. Lineage: Eukaryota; Viridiplantae; Streptophyta; Magnoliopsida; Rosales; Rosaceae. The record is from RefSeq and is a predicted model, not a curated record. The transcript is spliced from 13 exons. Bases 64 to 1494 code for a protein of 476 amino acids.
UGUGGCACGACUCAUUCGAUCAGACCACAGCGGAGCAACUGCCACUGAAGCAGACAAGUGAAGAUGUCUCCGGUCAUUGACGUCGCUCCUCUUCUUCACCCCUACAGAGACAGAGAUGGAAACAGAGAUUCGUCAUCCCAAGGAAUUGUACCUUCAUCACCUUCCAACGGCGCAGGUCCUCCGGCACCUAAUCAACGCAUCGCCUCACUCGACGUCUUCCGUGGCCUCACCGUUGCGUUGAUGAUUUUGGUUGACGAUGCUGGAGGAGCUUUCCCGUCCAUAAAUCACUCUCCGUGGUUCGGUGUUACACUUGCAGAUUUUGUAAUGCCAUUUUUCCUGUUUCUUGUUGGUGUCUCCGUUGGUCUAGCAUUCAAGAAAAUAUCAAACAAGACAACUGCCACCAAGAAAGUCAUGCUUCGUGCUGUAAAUCUCUUCCUCUUGGGGUUGUUACUGCAAGGUGGGUAUUUCCAUGGGCGUAAACACUUAACAUAUGGAGUUGAUGUCAGAAAGAUACGUUGGCUAGGUGUACUACAGAGGAUAUCGAUUGGAUAUCUGUUGGCUUCAAUGUCGGAAAUCUGGCUUGUUAACAACAUAAUGGUCGACUCACUGGUUGAUUUCGCUAGGAAAUACUACAUUCAGUGGUUGUUUGCUAUAGGAUUGUGCUCAUUUUAUAUGAGCUUGCUGUAUGGUCUCUUAGUUCCAAGUUGGGAAUAUGAAGCUCCGCGUAUGGAUUUGUCUGCUCUUACCUCUGGUACUCAAACUAUUUAUUGUGAUGUGAGAAGCAGUCUUCAACCUCCUUGCAAUGCUGUUGGUUUUAUCGAUCGCGUUAUUUUGGGUGAACAUCAUCUUUAUCAACAUCCCGUUUACAGAAGAACAAAGGAAUGCAGUAUUAAUUCUCCCGACUAUGGACCGCUGCCACCUAAUUCUCCUGGCUGGUGCCUUGCACCAUUUGACCCAGAGGGAAUCUUAAGCUCUCUGAUGGCUGCUUUUACUUGUUUUGUGGGAUUGCAUUUUGGGCACAUAUUAUUGCAUUUUAAGGACAAAAACCAGAGGGUACUGUUAUGGUGCAUGUCUUCCUUUCCUAUUCUAAUCUUUGGUUUUGUUUUGGAGAUGCUAGGUAUUCCUUUCUGUAAACCACUGUACACACUGAGCUAUGCAUGCAUUACAGCAGGAGCAUCAGGCUUGAUCUUAAGUAUUAUCUUCUACAUAGUUGAUGUCAAACAUUGCAGAAAGCCCACAGUAUUGUUGCAAUGGAUGGGGAUGAAUGCGCUCCUUAUAUAUGCUUUUGCUGCUUGUGACCUUUUCUCAGUAGGAUUGCAAGGUUUCUAUUGGCAGUCCCCUGAAAACAACUUGGUUGAUGGAGCUGAAGCAUUACUGCAGGUGAUAGUCCACUCAAAGAAUUGGGGUACCCUAGUGUUUGUAAUACUUGAGAUUUUAUUUUGGGGUCUUAUUUCUGGCAUUUUACACAUGAAAGGCGUAUAUAUAAAACUGUAAUAAGAUGUCAAACCUGUGCCCCAUGUAUUAGCAAAAUCUUUAGUGGGCAUUACAUUUGUAAGUUUGGAGGCACUGUAUAUUACAAACGUAGUGACCAAGCCUCCUCUUAGUUGUAACUCGAGUUGAAAUUAUUCUAAUAUUCAGAUAUAUUAUGACUUUCUUUUGAAAAGAA